AUGCCGCCCACCCCCACCACCCCGGCAGCUACCGGCGCCGCCGCCACCGCCGCGGUGACGCCGGAGCAUGCACGGCCACGUAGAAUGGUCCGCUUCAACCCGCGGAGCGACCGCUUCCACACGCUCGCCUUCCACCACGUCGAGUUCUGGUGCGCGGACGCCGCCUCCGCCGCCGGCCGCUUCGCCUUCGCGCUCGGCGCGCCGCUCGCCGCCAGGUCCGACCUCUCCACGGGGAACUCCGUGCACGCCUCCCAGCUGCUCCGCUCGGGCAACCUCGCCUUCCUCUUCACCGCGCCCUACGCGAACGGCUGCGACGCCGCCACCGCCUCCCUGCCCUCCUUCUCCGCCGACGCCGCGCGCCGGUUCUCCGCGGACCACGGGCUCGCAGUGCGCUCCAUAGCACUGCGCGUCGCAGACGCCGCCGAGGCCUUCCGCGCCAGCGUCGACGGAGGCGCGCGCCCGGCCUUCAGCCCCGUGGACCUCGGCCGCGGCUUCGGCUUCGCGGAGGUCGAGCUCUACGGCGACGUCGUGCUCCGCUUCGUCAGUCACCCGGAUGACACGGACGUGCCCUUCUUGCCGGGGUUCGAGGGCGUGAGCAACCCGGAUGCCGUGGACUACGGCCUGACGCGGUUCGACCACGUCGUCGGCAACGUCCCGGAGCUUGCCCCCGCCGCCGCAUACGUCGCCGGGUUCACGGGGUUCCACGAGUUCGCCGAGUUCACGACGGAGGACGUGGGCACGGCCGAGAGCGGGCUCAACUCGAUGGUGCUCGCCAACAACUCCGAGGGCGUGCUGCUGCCGCUCAACGAGCCGGUGCACGGCACCAAGCGCCGGAGCCAGAUACAGACGUUCCUGGAACACCACGGUGGCCCGGGCGUGCAGCACAUCGCGGUGGCCAGCAGCGACGUGCUCAGGACGCUCAGGGAGAUGCGUGCGCGCUCCGCCAUGGGCGGCUUCGACUUCCUGCCACCCCCGCUGCCGAAGUACUAUGAAGGCGUGCGGCGCAUCGCGGGGGAUGUGCUCUCGGAGGCGCAGAUCAAGGAAUGCCAGGAGCUGGGGGUGCUCGUCGACAGGGACGACCAAGGGGUGUUGCUCCAAAUCUUCACCAAGCCAGUGGGGGACAGGCCAACGCUGUUCCUGGAGAUGAUCCAAAGGAUCGGGUGCAUGGAGAAGGACGAGAGAGGGGAAGAGUACCAGAAGGGUGGCUGCGGCGGGUUUGGCAAAGGCAACUUCUCCGAGCUGUUCAAGUCCAUUGAGGAUUAUGAGAAGUCCCUUGAAGCCAAGCAAUCUGCUGCAGUUCAGGGAUCAUAG
Triticum turgidum subsp. durum (durum wheat) is the source of this 1311-nucleotide messenger RNA. Lineage: Eukaryota; Viridiplantae; Streptophyta; Magnoliopsida; Poales; Poaceae. The record is from the annotation of a GenBank genome assembly.